CACGCCUGGGGAAUCGUAGGGAAGAGGAAGCCAGCCGGCUCUCUGUCUGCCUGCUCUAACUUCCUGCUCAGAAAAAGAAAAAGAAGCCAGGAUCCUAUUUCAGUCCAGCAGAGCCGUGUAGCCUAGCUAGACGGCAGUCAGUCAGCAUGGAAAAACAAGGGGUCAUACAAAUUUAAUCAUAAACGUUUUCAAGGAGUGGAAGGAAAGGCAAACAAAAGAUCGCAGGUAUGGACAGUGCCAUCACGUUGUGGCAGUUCCUGUUGCAGCUGCUGUUGGACCAGAGUCACAAGCAUCUGAUCUGCUGGACGUCCACUGACGGGGAGUUUAAACUGCUCAAGUCUGAGGAGGUGGCCAAGCUAUGGGGGCUCCGCAAGAACAAGACUAAUAUGAACUACGACAAGCUGAGCAGAGCCCUGAGAUACUACUAUGACAAGAACAUUAUCAAGAAGGUGAUCGGACAGAAGUUUGUCUACAAGUUUGUCUCGUUCCCGGAAAUCUUAAAGAUGGACCCAGCAGCAGUAGAGAUGGGCUUGGCUUCCGGCCGGGUGACGCUCCACGAGGACCAGGACAUCCAGGACCUGGAUGUAGAGGAGGAAGAGGAGGAGGAGGCGCAGCAGCAGAGGAGGGCCCUGGGGGCAGCGUUGGGGGCGGCUGCGGCGGCCCAGCAGGCUGCGUGUCAUAACAAGUACUUCGGCUCUGGCCUCUACUCCUCCUUCAGCAUCAACGCCCUCCAUUCUCCUCCAGAGGAGCUGCUCCGGGCCCUGAGGGAGAGACAGCAGGACGAGGCCCGCUCUGGAGUCAUCCGAUUUGGGACGGGUACCACCGAGAGGACUCCACCCUCACCGUCCCUCAUCAAGCCAGAGCCUUCAUCACAAUCCUUCAGCACCCACAGGCCAUCCAAACCCUCCGCUCUCCACCAUUACACCCACCACCAACACCAGCGCCACUCCCCGCCCUCCUCCUCCCCCCACAGCCCUAACCCCCAGCCAGGGCUAGGCCGAGGAGGCUGGAGCCCAGAGGCUGAAGAGGAGGAGGGGGAGGACUCUGACCAGGGAGCCCAGCCUCUGAAUCUCUCUUCUGGGCAUAGAGAGAGAGAGCAGGCCCUGCAGCCUCCGGAGAAGAGGACCAGUGGUGGUAGUAGGGUUAGUGGUAGUAGUCAUGGAGACAGUUGUCAUGGACUCCCACCCAAAACCAAUAAGCCCAAAGCCCUAGAGAUCUCCGCCCCCUCCCUGCUCUUGACAGGAAGUGAUAUCGGCUCGAUAGCCCUCAAUAGCCCCGCCCUACCGUCCGGAUCCCUCACCCACGCCUUCUUCACUGCACAGACUCCAUCUGGUCUGGUGCUGGGCCACAGCUCUCUGUUAUCAGGUGUUCACUUCUGGAGCAGCCUAAGUCCCGCAGCCCCUCUGAGUCCGGCCAGGCUUCAAGGACACGGAUCACUGUUUCAGUUCCCCAGCCUAAUGAAUGGACACCUCCCCCUGCCAAACUUGGACGGGUCCCCCUCACCCCUGCUCCUGUCCCCUGCCAAUCACAAGUCAUGAUUCAGGCUCUCAAAACCCAAUCCAGCCCAUUGGACCAACUGCCACCCGCAUCAGCAACUCUUCAUUAUGAAUUCCCAUCAGCCUUCACUUGAUUUUCUUCCAAAUUUGCUUAUGAUUUGGAGUCUCAACCCCCCCCCCCAUCCAUCUCCCCCCCCCCCC
This is a messenger RNA of Salvelinus namaycush (lake trout), 1697 nucleotides long. Its product is annotated as ETS domain-containing protein Elk-3-like. Gene Ontology annotation, cellular component: nucleus. The transcript has 5 exons. Bases 228 to 1538 code for a protein of 436 amino acids. Lineage: Eukaryota; Metazoa; Chordata; Actinopteri; Salmoniformes; Salmonidae. Gene Ontology annotation, molecular function: DNA-binding transcription factor activity, RNA polymerase II-specific; sequence-specific DNA binding. The record is from RefSeq and is a predicted model, not a curated record. Gene Ontology annotation, biological process: regulation of transcription by RNA polymerase II; cell differentiation.